Mus caroli (Ryukyu mouse) is the source of this 4565-nucleotide messenger RNA. The record is from RefSeq and is a predicted model, not a curated record. Lineage: Eukaryota; Metazoa; Chordata; Mammalia; Rodentia; Muridae.
CAGGGCUGUUGGAGGCUGUCCUGCAGACUGUAAGGUUUUGAGAGCUGUGGCUCAGCAGGUGAUGGUCUAUGCACAGAAGAUGGGAGCAAAGGGAUUGGAGGAGAUGUGGGAUUAGAGCUGAUGGCAGAGGCUACUGCACCUUACAUGGAGGGAUCCUUUUCUUGUGUUAGAGUGGUGUCUUGCCCUCAGAUGAGUCUUGAAAAGUUAUGCUAUGUUUUUGCCAGCUGAAUUUUUGCCAGAUCUUGCUUCUUUGCCCACCUUUUAAACAUACUGAGUGUUGUGUAGGGCCAACCAGUGAUAAGAUUGGAAUCAUGGUGUCAUGGAAGGGGAUUUACUUUAUUCUCUUCCUGUUUGCCGGAAGCUUUUUUGGAAGUAUUUUUAUGCUCGGCCCCGUUUUACCUUUGAUGUUUAUAAACCUGUCGUGGUACCGCUGGAUUAGCAGCCGCCUUGUGGCUACGUGGCUCACGCUUCCUGUGGCGUUGCUGGAGACCAUGUUUGGUGUCAAAGUGGUUAUAACAGGUGACGCCUUUGUGCCUGGAGAGAGGAGCGUCAUCAUCAUGAACCACAGGACACGCGUGGACUGGAUGUUCCUGUGGAAUUGUCUAAUGAGGUACAGCUACCUCAGGGUGGAGAAGAUUUGCCUCAAAUCCAGUCUCAAAAGUGUUCCUGGAUUUGGCUGGGCCAUGCAAGUUGCGGCCUUUAUCUUUAUUCACAGGAAGUGGAAGGAUGAUAAGAGCCAUUUUGAAGACAUGAUUGAUUAUUUUUGUGCCAUCCAUGAACCACUACAGCUUCUCAUUUUUCCAGAAGGAACUGACCUCACAGAAAAUAAUAAGGCUAGGAGUAAUGAUUUUGCUGAGAAGAACGGACUUCAGAAAUAUGAGUAUGUCUUACACCCAAGAACCACCGGCUUUACUUUUGUGGUGGACCGCCUAAGAGAAGGUAAGAACCUCGAUGCUAUUCAUGACAUCACGGUGGCAUAUCCUUACAACAUCCCUCAAACUGAGAAGCACCUUCUCCUUGGAGACUUUCCCAAGGAGAUCCACUUCCACGUCCAUAGGUACCCAGCUGACUCUCUUCCCACGUCCAAGGAGGACCUUCAGCUCUGGUGCCACAGAAGGUGGGAAGAAAAGGAGGAGAGGCUUCGGUCCUUCUACCAAGGAGAGAAAAACUUUCACUUUACUGGGCAGAGUACAGUUCCACCUUGCAAGUCUGAGCUCAGAGUCCUUGUGGUCAAGCUUCUGUCCAUAGUGUACUGGGCCUUGUUCUGCUCUGCAAUGUGCCUGCUCAUAUAUCUGUACAGCCCUGUUCGGUGGUAUUUUAUAAUCAGCAUUGUGUUCUUCGUGCUGCAGGAGAGAAUAUUUGGUGGACUGGAAAUCAUUGAACUUGCAUGUUACCGUUUUUUACACAAGCACCCACAUUUAAAUUCAAAGAAAAAUGAGUAAGAUGGUGGCAUUCCUGUGACAACCUAGGGUUGUCUUUGUAAACUGAGGCGAGUUUUGCAUGACUAUGUCAAAUGUUUCUUACUAUCCUCAUUCUUUGUUAAAGGUAUUUUGCACUUAAUUUUGUGGGGGAAAUAUUGCUAUGGUUUCUUUAAAAUCUCUGAAUGUAAUUCCAAUGCUGCGUAUGUAGCAGGGGUCAAUCGCUGUGAAUAACUAGGGUCAGAGUAUUAGAAACAAUCACUAAGCUGUCAAGACAAAAUGCAAGCUUUUCUGAAAGGACCAACCUGUUUCUGAGAGACUUUUGGCUCAGAGGUAGCCUUGGCACCAUGAACACCAGCCCCAGCAUGUCUAAGCAGGUAAUAGUCUGCCUGCCCCGCAGGACACAGUCCAUUCUUUAAUUCUUUUACACCAAUCAAACCCAAAGGUGGACUUGCCUUGUCCUAAGCUGAGCCCCAUUGGCAGGGAGCCCUCCAUCACUGAUAGUCUCUUGUGCUGAAUGAGGCAGGAAAAGACCCCCUUUCCUCACCUGGAAAUCACAUCUGCACUCAGCUCAGAGAGCACCGUCAGGCUCUCCAUUUGGCUUUUAAAAGACAGAAACUGGUGCAGCUUGCUUUUCACUCACACUCAGUCCUGCCUUCCUGAUGGUCACCAGGUAAUGUCAUCUUUAGCGUGUACUGGUUCAUGUAAAGAUGCAUUAGGAAAACAUCUGUAGUUCACACAGAAACUGGAAGGCAGGUGUCUGUCCCAUGCAUGCAGGGUGUCUACCUUCUGCCAUUAGAGCUACAACAAAUGUGCCUGCAGACAGGAUGGUGUAGCUAAAGCCCCCAAACCUUGAUAACUUUACUCUUAAAACAAAAAAUGCUAACUCAGAAUGAGCUCUUUCAGUGAUAGCAAGGACACACCCUCUCUUUUUAGUUAUCUCUCAACAGUGACAUUUAAACACACACUGACCUACUACUGUCUGCCAAAUAUUCCUAUCAUUUGGAAGCAAUGACAACAUAGCAAACCAAUAGCGAGCACGCAGUGUCCUGGGUAAGAGAAUCCUUGUGGCCACUGUUUCCACUCCACUGAGCUGCAUGCUCCCAUCUGUGUCAUGUGAUUGGGGCAGGGACAGAGGCACAGAAGCUUCCCCACCCCACCCCACCCCACCCCACCCCUGUAUCCCACAGUCUCAGCAGCUCUUACUGCCCUGUGUGCCCUUCUUAAGAUGGCAGUGCGCAUCUGUACCUGCUAAGGACUUCCUCAUCUUGCCAAGCACACUGAGAAAGCCCGGUUGGGGACAGGACACCAUCAGCAUAGCAUGGUUAAGUCUGGCUUUUUGAUGUUUGUGCAUAUGUUAGUGGGAGAGUGCUAACUGGUGCCUCUGGAGAAACAAGCCAGCCCAUGUUUAAUGGCUCCAUCAAAACUCACUUUAAACCUGCUAGGAACUUACUAAUUAGUAGCUGUGCACACCUGCCCUCAGCACAGCUGUUUGACUCCCGAGUUUUUAAGGUUACACACACACACACACAACCCUUCCCCCACCCUUUUUUCUUUCCCUUAAUGAGAAAGGCUUCCAAUUUUAAGUUUCUCUGAUGGAUCACAUUUAAAUGUGGAAAUAGCUAGCAAUUCGUUGCCCAGGAAAAAGAGAAAUGCUGUCAUCUUUGCCCACAGUAGUUGGGCUCGGUUAACAGUGCCGUCCAUCUCAUUGGGCACCCACAGGCUCUCUGUCUCUUGUUCUUCCCUUCGCCCUCUUCUGAUCAUAGAAAACAUUAAGGUAGAAAAUACCUUAAUUUUACUUUAUCUACCCCAAAUUCCUAAUACUGAGUACAGCACUAAAACUAGAGAAUGUGGAUACUCUACUUGCUUUAAGAGGAAUUUCUCCGAAGGGGGAAAAUAAAUAAAAGUGUUUUUAAAUUAUAAUUAUUUGUUCUUACCUACACGUUUAACUGUAUUAAAACUGUUUAUUUAAUUUAAAAACGCAUAUACAUCUAAUGCUUUUGAGCUUGGAACUGCUUUAAGUCAAUACUUGAACCUCAGGCCUAAGCAGAUGUGGCCUUGAUGGUUGUCAGCCUGAGGAAUGCCCCUGCCACACCUUCAGCCAGGGCUCAGCAGCUCAGCCGUGCUCCAGGAGACUCUUCCCUGCUCCCUGUGCAGGUGAGCCUAAUGAGCGAAGUGCUCGCAGCACUAGUUGGCUAGUUGAUCCCAUUGGAAGAGAUUUUACAUAUAGUAGUUGUGGGUUAUUUAUAAUGUGAACCAUUUCACCUUAAAAUAUGAACCGAUAUAGAGGCUGGGUGAUGAGUUCCCACAUUAUGUGUCUUUGAUGAAACAAACCCAAGGAAUCCUAAACUUUAGUCAGGCAAUGUGGCGGGAGAGACUGAAAAUGAAGUAGAAACAUAUCUAUCUGCGAGAGCUUCUCACUUAAGACUCUCCCUAAAAUCCUGCCUCUGCACGCCCACAGAACAAACCCAAGAAGGAAGCAGCACCUUCCACUCGUGUUCUAAUGGUGACCACACCACACGCAGACCCUAUGUUGGUACAAGUCUGAGUUCUGCAGACUGGUUCCCAUUUCCCCAGCUCUCAAGCCCAGCAAAGAAGCUCUAGUACAGCCACAAUAAGGACUAGCAGAGGGAGCCUGUUGGUGUUAAACUGUUUACAUUUCUUUAUAUACAAUAAUGUGCUUUCAGUGCCUUAGUUGUGGGUCCCUUUCUUUUUCCUGUUCUAAGAAUCGUAUACCGUGUUCUUAGAUAAAGUCUCUCCUCGUCACUCACUAGGAGGAAAGUGGUGCCUCAGCACCAGUGGGUCAGUGGUUGACAGAAACAAAACAAAAUGCUAUGUUGUAACAUGGAGAAGGGAGCUCGGUGCUGAGCUAUGGCUGCCUAGUUCUUACACAGUGGCAAACAAUUGCUUGGCCACGAAGUGGACUUCACACCACACGUGGCCCUAAAGGUGUCUUGUACCUACCUAAAAUUUUUUAUUUCAGAGUCUUGGUUUUGGUAACUUCUUUUUAAAAGAUCAUUACAUGGAGAACACCAAGUUUUAAAAAUAACUCACAGAAUGGCCUUAGCUUCAGUGUCCACUGGGAUAUUUGUGAAUUACCUGUAAAAUGCAUCCAGAAUAAAAUGGAGUGAAUUACAUGGUUCAAAA